Molecule: messenger RNA, 8624 nt
Organism: Cicer arietinum (chickpea)
Lineage: Eukaryota; Viridiplantae; Streptophyta; Magnoliopsida; Fabales; Fabaceae
Product: protein SABRE-like
Source: RefSeq, a predicted model, not a curated record
GCCAUUACCAGUGGCAUGCCUUCCAUCACCGAGCACCUCACGGAACGGAUCUUCAUUCUCAAACACAAACCAAACCUUUUGGAUCCAUCUUUUCUCCCAAACAAAUUUCAUUCUACUCUUUUUCCUUCCCUCUUUCCAUUCCUCAAUUUUUCUAUUGAUGCAAUCCGUUAAAGAGUUAAGCUAUAGAAGAAUCGUGUUCAUCAAUUGAUUUUCCCAUUCGAAAAUGGCAGUUUCUGCCGCCAAUUUCCUUUAUGUCUUCUCGCUCAUUUGUAUUGCAUUGUCUGUCACAUUCAUAUUUUCUUCUGCACUGCUGGCUUGGAUUUUGAGCCGUAUUUUUGGUGCAUCUGUUGGAUUUUGUGUUGGUGGAUGCAACAGUUUAAGAGACGUGGUCGUGAAGUUUAAGAAGGGUCCUACUGAAUCUGUAUCUAUUGGUGAAAUUAAACUCAGUUUAUGCCAUUCCUUUGUUGAACCUGGUGUGGGUUUUCGUUCUUCGAACCCAAGAUUGCAACUAUUAAUAUGUAACUUAGAAGUUGUUACGAGACCGACAAAUAGAAGCUCUGGGAAGAAGAAAACUCAGAAAUCCAAAACUCGUUCUUUAAGCAAGGGAAAGUGGAACACUAUAGUCAAUAUAGCAAGAUAUUUUUCUCUUUCUUUGACAGAGCUAGUUCUAAAGACACCUAUAGGUACUAUUGUGAUCAAGAAACUGAAUGUUGAUAUAUAUAAAGGUGGUGGAUCCGAGCCAAAUUUGUUUGUUAGCGUACAGAUAUUGCCCAUAGUUGUUCACAUUGGUGAUCCUAAAGUUAGUUGUGAUGAAUUAUCUAAAGUUAGUGGCGGAGGAUGCAGUGUUUCUAGCCAGGCAUCUGUUACUCCUAUUGAAAAGUCUUCUGCUUUUAUUUGUGAAAAAUUCUCCGUCUCAUGUGAAUUUGGUCAUUAUAGGGAAGGGGGUAUAAUUAUUAAAAAUGUGGAUAUUUUCUUUGGAGAAGUUACUGUGAAUUUGAACGAGCGGUUGCUUGUGAAAAAAAAAAGGUCAUCAGAAUCUCCAUCUGGUGCUGACAAAAGUAUAGGGUCAAAUGCUGAUCCUAUAAGCACAAAACAGUCUUCAACGAAGCAAGAAAAACUAGCAGGCUACAGUUCUUUGUUUCCGGAGAAGGUGGGCUUCAAUCUAUCAAAGCUUAAUAUGAGUUUUGAGCAUUGUGAAUAUGGACUUUUUGUUGAAAAUAACAUCACGGGCAUCCAAUUUAAUAGCAUCAAAUCCCGCUCCAAUAAAGAUAUUGGGGAGAGUACACGCCUUCAUUUUAAACUGGAGUUCAGAGAAAUUCAUCUGCUUAAAGAAGCUGGCACUUCCAUCCUUGAGGUAUCGAAGGGGAGUUUGGUCUCCUUUGUGUAUAUCCCAGUGCAGUCAAUCACGCUUGUUAGAGCUGAAACUGAAAUCAAGCUUGGAGGUUUACAAUGCAACAUCAUAAUGAGCAGAUUGAAGCCUUGGUUGAUCCUCCACUCCUCGAAAAAGAAAAAAGUGGUUCUUCGAGAGGAAGCUUCUGUUGUAAAACCAAAAUCAAAUGAUAGCAAGAGAAUCACGUGGACAUGUAAAUUUUCAACUCCUAAGAUAACAAUCAUGCUUUACAAUAUGGCUGGUUCGGUGUAUCAUGGUUGCCUACAAUCACCACAUCUAUCUGCAAACAACAUUUCAAAUAUGGGGACUUCAGUACACAUUGAACUUGGUGAGUUCGAUCUCCAGUUGGCUGAUGAAAAUCAAGAAUGCUCAAAAGAAUGCUUUUUUGACGUGGAAUUAGAUUCUUGCUCCAUUAUUCACAUUACAAAGGUUAGUUUGGAUUGGGGCAAAAAGGAUAUGAAAUCCUCCGAAGAAGAUGGUCCGAGGUGUAUGCUAGGUUUAUCAGUUGAUGUUACUAGCAUGGGAGUUUAUCUAACUAUCAAGCGUUUAGAAUCUUUCAUAUCAACAGCGAUAUCCUUUCAAGCUCUAAUGAAAAGCUUGUCUUCAAAGAAAACAUCAACUCAAAGCCGAGGACGUUCAUCAAAAACUUCGGGUAAGGGAACUCAAAUGUUGAAAUGCAAUCUUGUACAGUGUUCAAUAUAUGUAUUGGGGGAGACUGGAUUAGAAAAUACAGUUGUUGCAGAUCCAAAGCGAGUUAAUUAUGGUUCACAGGGUGGGAGAGUUAUAAUAGAUGUGUCGGAAGAUGGUACCCCACGAAAUGCAAAGAUAAUGUCCACUGUUUCCGGUGACUGCAAAAAGCUAAAGUACUGCAUCUCUCUUGAAAUUUUUCAAAUCAGGUUAUCUAUAAACAAGGUGAAACAAUCCACACAGAUAGAACUUGAAAGGGCCAGAUCUAUCUAUCAGGAAUAUGUGGAAGAAAAUAGGCCGGUAACAAAGGUGGCAUUAUUUGAUAUGCAAAAUACUAAAUUUGUAAAAUGCUUAGGUGGCCUCAAAGAGAAUGCAGCUUAUUCUCUUUUCAGUGCUACGGACAUUACAAUGAGGUGGGAGCCUGACGUUCAUCUAUCACUAAUUGAACUUGUUCUCCAGUUGAAACUACUUGUACACAACAAGAAGCUUGAGGAGUAUGGUAAUGAACACGUGGAAGGUUCAUCUAAUGUAAAAGAUGCUAAUUGUAAAAUUGAAGCUACCAUGGAAUCAAAGAAUCUUGAAAAGAAGAAAGAUUCUAUUUUUGCUGUUGAUGUUGAAAUGUUGAAUAUAUCUGCUGAACUUGGAGAUGGAGUUGAUGCUAUGGUUCAGGUGCAGUCAAUUUUUUCUGAGAAUGCUCGUAUAGGAGUGCUCUUUGAAGGACUAAUGAUUAAAUUUAACGGGGCCAAAAUCUUGAAGAGUAGUAGGAUGCAAAUUUCACGAAUUCCUAGUAAAUCUGCUAGUGCAUCUGAUGCAAAGGAACCUGUAGCCACAACAUGGGACUGGGUAAUUCAAGGUCUUGAUGUUAACAUUUGUUUGCCAUACAGGUUGGAAUUGCGUGCUAUUGAUGAUGCUCUUGAGGAUAUGUUGCGAGCUUUAAAGCUUAUUGUGGCAGCAAAGACUAAUUUGAUUUUUCCUGUGAAGAAAGAGAGUUCUAAAGUUAAAAAACCCAGUUCAACAAAAUUUGGAUGCGUAAAGUUUUUCAUACGCAAGUUAACUGCUGACAUUGAAGAGGAACCAAUCCAGGGAUGGCUUGAUGAACACUACCAGCUGUUGAAGAAAGAAGUUGGUGAAUUAGUUGUCCGGUUAAACUUUCUAGAUGAAUUUAUAUCUAAGGCCAAGCAAGAUCCAAAAUCUUCUAAUGAUUUAAACAAUUCUUCUCAGGAGGAAAAAAUUUAUUUUAAUGAUAUGGAGAUUGAUGUAAAUAAUUCUUCAAUUAUUGAAUCCAUGCGAGAAGAAAUUUAUAAACGAUCUUUCCGAUCAUAUUAUGAGGCAUGCCAGAAGUUAGUAUUUUCUGAAGGCUCGGGUGCUUGUAUUGAUGGGUUUCAAGCUGGUUUCAAACCUAGUGCUUCAAGGUCUUCUCUUUUUUCAUUAUCUUUAUUAGACUUAGAUGUAAGCUUGACAAAAAUUGAUGGUGGAGAUGCUGGGAUGAUUGACUUUCUGAGGAAACUUGACCCUGUUUGUCUUGAAUAUGAUAUACCGUUUUCCCGACUGUAUGGAACAAAUAUUCUCUUAAAUACGAGUUCUCUUGUAGUUCAUCUUCGAAAUUACACAUUUCCUCUUUUUUCUGGAAAUUCCGGCAAAUGUAAAGGUUGUCUUGUGUUGGCUCAGCAGGCAACUAGCUUUCAACCUCAAAUACUUCAAGAUGUCUAUGUUGGGCGAUGGAGAAAGGUAUGCAUGCUUCGAUCAGCUAGUGGUACAACUCCACCCAUGAAGACAUACUCAGAUUUGCCACUACAUUUUCAGAACGGUGAUGUGUCAUUUGGGGUGGGUUAUGAACCAGUUUUUGCCGAUCUUAGCUAUGCUUUUACCGUGGUGCUACGGAGGGCUAACCUAAGUAUUAGGAAUCCUGGCCCACUUAUUCUGCCACCAAAAAAGGAGAAGAGUUUGCCAUGGUGGGAUGACAUGAGAAAUUACAUUCAUGGAAGAAUUUCCUUAUUAUUUUCUGAAACUAGAUGGAAUAUUUUGGCUAGUUCAGAUCCUUACGAAAAGCAUGAUAAACUUCAUAUUGUGACUAGCUCUAUGGAAAUUCACCAGUCAGAUGGUCGUAUUCUUGUUUCUUCCGAAGAUUUCAAGAUUUUUCUGACUAGUUUGGAUAGUAUGGCAAACAAACGUGGUUCUAAAAUUCCAGCUGGUGUCUCUGGCACAUUUUUGGAAGUCCCAGUCUUUACAAUUGAAGUUACAAUGGACUGGGGUUGUGACUCUGGAGAACCCUUGAAUCAUUAUUUAUUUGCUCUUCCGUUGUCAGAAAAAAAACAUUCAUCCUCUACAGCAAGAGAUAGUAUAGAAGGAGAUGUUACUGCAUCUCAUCCUCCUAGCAUUAGCCAAAAUAUUUCACCUGCUUCCCCAACAAUAAAACUCGGUGCUCAUGAUCUAGCAUGGAUUGUAAGAUUCUGUAUCUUGAACUACCUUCCUCCACAUAAACUGCGCACCUUUUCGCGAUGGCCUCGUUUUGGAGUUCCAAGAAUAGUCAGAUCAGGCAAUCUUCCACUUGAUAAAGUGAUAACCGAAUUUAUGAUGCGUAUAGACGCCACACCAAUCUGCUUAAAGAACAUGCCUUUACAUGAUGAUGAUCCAGCAAAAGGACUGACCUUCACGAUGACAAAGUUGAAGCUUGAAUUAUGUCUUAGUAGGGGCAAGCAACAUUUUACUUUUGAAAGCAAACGUGAACUUCUUGAUCUUGUUUACCAAGGUAUUGACCUUCUUAGGCCCAAGGCUUUCCUAAUUAAAGAAGAAUCUGGAACUGUUGCUAAAUCAGUUAGUGCGAUACCAAAAAGCUCACAAUCUGCAUCCGAGGAUAAAGCUCCAUCUGAAAAGGGUUAUUUGGCACAGAAAAAUCACGAUGAUGGAUUUCUGUUUUCUUGUGAUUACUUUACCAUACGGAAACAGUCUCCAAAGGCUGAUCCUGCUAGUUUAUUAGCCUGGCAGGAAGCCGGAAGAAGAAACAUUGAGAAGACCGAUGUACAGUCUAAGUGUGAAAAACAGAGCGAAACUGAUGAGCAUAUACGAUCAGACCCAAGCGAUGAUGAUGGAUACAAUGUGGUGAUAGAAGAUGAUGGGUUCAAUGUGAUAAUAGCCGACAAUUGUCAGCGUGUAUUUGUCUAUGGUCUAAAGCUUUUGUGGAAUAUUGAAAACAGAGAUGCAGUUUGUUUCUGGGUUGGCGGUCUAUCGAAAGCUGUUGAACCUGCCAAGCCUUCUCCUUCCCGGCAGUACGCACAGAGAAAACUAAAUGAGAACAACAACGAGCAAGAUGGAACUGAAACUCGUCAAGAUGAUGCAUGUGAAACCCAUCAAAAUGAUGAAACUGAAAUGCAUCGAGAUGAUGGAGCUGAAACCCAUCAAGAUGAAGUUAGUAAGUCCCUUCCCUAUAAAGAUGAAGGAGUUCAAACCCAUCAAGAUGAAGUCAGUAAGUCCCUUCCCACUGGUAAUGUCUCAGAUUCUCCUUCUUCUCUGGAGGCCAGCACUUCUGAAUUCCCUUCAUUCCCAUCAGACUCACUUAUGGUGGACAGCUUACCUUCUGAUGAUUCAGAGGAGGGGACUCGACAUUUCAUGGUUAACGUUAUUGAACCACAAUUUAAUCUCCACUCAGAGGGUGCAAAUGGUAGGUUUUUGCUUGCUGCUGCAAGUGGCCGCGUUUUAGCCCAGUCGUUUCAUUCAGUUCUUCAUGUUGCCCAUGACAUGAUUGAGCAAGCACGUGGUACAACAAAUGAACAUACUAAGGAAUACCAGCCUGAAAUUGCUUGGAAAAGAACGGAGAUGUCUGUUAUGUUGGAGCAUGUGCAGGCACAUGUUGCUCCAACAGAUGUUGAUCUAGGGGCUGGGGUGCAGUGGCUACCAAAAAUUAUUAGAGGCUCUCCAAAAGUAAUGCGUACAGGUGCUCUUCUUGAGAGAGUUUUUAUGCCUUGUGACAUGUACUUUCAGUACACGAGACACAAAGGUGGCACUCCAGAACUGAAGGUGAAGCCCUUGAAGGAGCUCAAGUUCAAUUCUCAUAAUAUUACUGCAGCAAUGACAUCUCGCCAGUUUCAGGUCAUGUUGGAUGUGUUAAACAAUCUUCUAUUUGCACGACUUCCAAAGCCUAAAAAAAGUAGCCUGACACUUGCUGUUGAAGACGAUGAAAAUGUCGAAGAGGAAGCCGAUGAGGUGGUUCCUGAUGGCGUUGAAGAGGUGGAACUUGCAAAAAUCAACCUCGAAAAGAAAGAGAGGGAGCAAAAGUUGCUUCUUGAUGAUAUGAAAAGGUUGUCUUUUUGGUGUGACCUGUCGAAAGAUGUACAACCAGAAAAGGAACCAGAAUUGUGGAUGAUAGAUGGUGGAAUAGCCAUGCUGGUCCAAGGACUGAAGAGAGAACUUGUAAGUGCACAAAAAUCCAGGAAGGAAGCAUAUGCAUCAUUAAGAAUGGCUAUGCAAAAAGCUGCACAGCAGCGGCUAAUGGAGAAGGAAAAGAACAAAAGUCCUACCCAUGCUAUGCGCAUAUUUUUACAAAUUAACAAAGUUGUUUGGAGCAUGCUUCUUGAUGGUAAAUCCUUUGCUGAAGCCGAAAUCAAUGACAUGAUCUAUGACUUUGACCGUGAUUAUAAGGAUGUUGGUGUUUCUCGGUUUACAACAAAGUAUUUGGUUUUCAAAAACUGUCUUCCCAAUGCCAAAUCUGAUACGAUUUUGUCAGCGUGGAAUCCUCCAGCUGAAUGGGGAAAAAAAGUCAUGCUUCAAGUUGAUGCGAGACAGGCAGCUCCAAAGGAUGGAAGUUCUCCCUUUGAACUUUUCCAAGUAGAGAUAUAUCCACUUAAGAUCCAUUUAACAGAGACAAUGUACAGAAUGAUGUGGGGAUAUUUCUUCCCAGAGGAAGAACGAGAUUCACAACGCCGGCAGGAAGUUUGGAAGGUCUCAACCACAGCUGGUGCAAGGCGUGUAAAGAAAGGUCCACCAGCCCAUGAAGCUUCUACUUCAAGCAAUCACCCAGCAAAAGAGCCUGAGGCCUCAUCCAAAUCUGCCAUCUCUGCAAUGUUAUUUCCUGCAACCAAUCAACCUCCUGUCCAUGUUGGUUCUGCCCAGGCAUCCAAAGCACAAAAUGUCAAAGUAGUUCCUGGUAAUGGUCCAACCCCCGAGUUGAGAAGGACAUCUUCUUUUGAUAGGACUUGGGAAGAGACUGUGGCAGAAUCUGUAGCUGAUGAACUCGUCGUACAAAGCUUUGCUUCCAACAAAAAUGGUCCAUUUGGCUCUACUGAGAAACUAGAUGAAGCAUCUAAGAGUAAAUUAAAAGAUCCAAAAGGUGUAAAAGCUGGUCAAUCAUCUCUUGAAGAAAAGAAAUCUAGGCCACCAAAGAUAAUGGAAUUUCACAACAUCAAAAUUAGUCAGGUGGAAUUGUGUGUUACGUAUGAAGGGACAAGGUUUGUUGUAAACGAUAUGAAAUUACUAAUGGAUCAAUUUCAACGAGUCGAGUUUACCGGGAGCUGGAGAAGACUCUUCUCACGAGUUAAGAAGCACAUCAUCUGGGGAGUCCUGAAGUCUGUGACUGGCAUGCAGGGGAAGAAAUUUAAAGACAAAGGUCAGAAUCAGCCAAGUGGAGCUAGUGUUCCGGAAAUUGACCUUCAUUUAAGUGACAAUGAAGGCCAUGCAGGAAAACCUGAUAAGUAUCCACCAACUUGGCCUAAGCGUCCUACUGAUGGAGCAGGCGAUGGAUUUGUAACAUCUGUUAAAGGAAUAUUUAACACUCAACGACGCAAGGCAAAGAAAUUUGUGCUCAAGACAAUGAAAGGUGAUGGAGAAAAUGAAACUCAAGGAGAUUGGAGUGAAAAUGAUGUAGAGAUCUCUCCUUUUGCUAGGCAACUCACAAUAAUAAAAGCUAAAAAGCUUAUUAAGCGGCACACUCAGAAAUUCCACUCUAAAGGACAAAAAGGUCCUUCCUUAAUACAAAAAGAAGAACUAUCAUCAUCUCCACAAGAGAUAACUACACUACCAUCAUCUCCACAAGAGAUUACAUAUGACAGUGAUUCGUCAAGUGGAUCCUCAUCCUAUGAAGCUUUUCUUGAAUAGAAAUGUCUAUUUCAAGGAAUUCUCACUUUUCAGCUGAGCAUGAAGCACGUUUCAUCUGGUUCUCAAAUGACUAAAAGGAGACAUAUGAUGAACACUUAAUAGAAAACAAUUGGAGAGGAAGAACACUAAAUGGAAGGACAAAUUAUGACUCAACAUUAGACAAUGAAUGAUUGAUGCGGAUUUCUAUUCAGAUAAUAUGAUCAUGGCUAUCUCAGUCAUUGUAGAUAAUUGCAUUCAUCUCUUGUCUUACAUUUUCUAUCCCUUGUCAACCACAUUUUCCAAUCUAACAUGCUGUAUUUCUUGUCAAUCUCACUCAUUAAUGUCUAGACUUACAGUCUUUUGUGUCAAACAUUUUCUGGUUCAUAUUCUUGUAGCUUCUGGUGAAUGUGUAAUUUUGGGUUCCUUUAUUUUUAAGAAAAUAGAAACAUAAAAGGUUGAUUACAUUUUCAAAAUUAGAAUA